AAUCAUCCACUACUGGAGGAAAGCCAAUUUUUGUAUAUAUAGAGAUUGUAUAAUGAAUCUACUGGGUCCAUCGCAGGAGUUACUAGCGGCGAGCGGCGGAGACACCGUGAAGAUCUUCGACAUUAAGCUUGGACCGAACGAUCCUUGUGUUCUAAGUUACUCGCCUUCUCCGAGUUGCUUUGUCAAUUCGAUUAAGUGGAACCACACUAAUUUAGUGGUGGCAAGUGCUGGAGAAGAUAAGAAGAUAUCUUUGUGGAGGAAUAAUGGGCAGAGGAUGUGGACGGUUCCGGUUUCUGGGACUGAUUGUGGAGAUAACAUUGAGGAGUCUAUUUUAUCUAUUAGCUUUAGCAACAAGGGGUCUAGAUACAUAUGUUCAGGGGGAAGUGGUCAAGUUGUAAGGAUAUGGGAUUUGCAGAGGAAGCGCUGCAUCAAAUGGUUAAGGGGUCAUACAAGCACAAUAACAGGUGUUAUGUACAAUUGCAAAGAUGAGUACUUGGCCUCUAUCAGCCAAAACGGGGAUCUCAUUCUUCAUAACCUUGCUUCAGGGGCUAGGGCUGCUGAAUUAAAAGAUCCUAAUGAUCAGGUACUGAGUGUACUUGACUAUUCACGGAUCAGUCGACACAUUUUGGUGACUGCUGGUGAUGAUGGAUCUGUCCACUUAUGGGAUACCACCUGUCGUAGCCCAAAGGUUUCCUGGUUGAAGCAGCACUCAGCUCCGACAACUGGAAUUAGCUUCUCACCAUCCAAUGAUAAGAUAAUUGCUAGUGUUGGGUUGGACAAGAAGCUAUACACCUAUGAUUCAGGGUCUGGAAGAGCCUCAGCUUUUGUUUCUCAUGAGGCCCCUUUCACUUCAUUGGCAUUUAGAGAUGAUGGUUGGACACUGGCAGCUGGCACCAGUAAUGGUAGGGUGGUGUUCUAUGAUAUUCGGGGAAAACUACAGCCUUUUACUUCCCUUUGCGCUUAUAAUAGUUCUGAGGCUGUUUCAAGUUUAUGCUGGCAAAGAUCAAAACCAUCAAUUGUUAAUGAGAGUACUUGCACUGCUGAAACUGUUCUUUUGGGAGUUGCACCAGAGGAUUCAGUUCUUAUGCCCGACCCACUUCCAUCUGUGACAUCAACAGGCCUUUCAUCAUCCACAUCGAUUUCUGGUUCUUCUAUCCCUGGCCGUUCAGGUCCUGCAGAAGUAUCUUCUGUUACAAGUAGUAGUGGAACAGUGUCAAGCACAGUCAUUCUGUCUUCUUCUAUGGAAACACCACAGAAAAGCCAUAUGUGGCCAGGUGGAACACUGAUGAGAUUACAUGCUCCACGUUCUAAAUACAAUCUCAAGGAUGAUAUGGAUGUGUUUUCCCCUGUUGUGGAUGUUCAACCAAUUACACCCUCACUGGAUAAGCUGUGGGAUGAUCAUGAUGGUGCAAAGAAAGAGAAUCUACUUACUUCCUCCCUGCUGUUUGCCUCUAGUAGGAGGUUUGGUUUUGCAGAUGAUGGAGCUCGUGAUCAUCCAAUAUUUGAAUGGAGGCCCAGUUCAAUGUCUCAACAGGAUGACACAAGAUCUUUUACAUCUUUCGGAUCCUUGACUUCAACAUCAUUCAAGAGUGAAGAGGCCUCCAUCACUCCUCCAGAAUCUUGGGGUGGUGAGAAGAUAUCUAAUAAAUUUUCUAAGCUUCGCCGCAUGCCAUCUCGAUUUGGGAUGGAGGCUUCUGGUGGUCUGGCAACAAGCACGUUUUAUUCUGGACAAUCUGAGUCUUCAAUGCUCAGUCAGACAAGUAUUAGCUCGCUAACAAGUUCUGAUUUAAGCUACAAAAAUUUGCAACCAAAAGAUGUCUCCUCAAAUCAGGAAACUUCAGUGGGAUUUCCAGAACACUUCUCCAGCUCCAUGUUUGCUUCUCUUGGUUCGAAAGGAAUUACUGGAGCAGGCAGCCUUGACUCUCCAAAACUUUCUUCUUUAGCACUGUCUCGAAGGUUUUCAACAUAUGUCGAGAGAAUCAGCACUACAUCUGCCUUCGGAGAUGGAACAUCCCAAUUGGGGGCUUCCCCAAAAACAAAGAAAACAGGAGAUGAAACCAGAGAAGAGCUGUUGAAUACCUUGUUAUUGAGGUCCGAUUCAUUUGCUUCAGUGGAAUCAGGAAUUCUUCCGACUAUGAACGGAGGAACACAACCCCACAACGCUCUUCAACCUGAUCCGCAGCAAGGAAGUAACUUUACUCUUCAGCUAUUUCAACAUACUCUUGAGGAAACCCUGGACUCAUUUCAGAAAUCCAUUCAUGGAGAUCUGAGGAACCUUCAUAUUGAAAUCUUAAGACAAUUCCACAUGCAGGAGAUGGAAAUGUCUCGUGUGAUGAGCUCCAUUCUACAGAACCAAGCUGAACUAAUGGAAGAGGUUAAGUCUCUCCGGAAAGAAAAUCAGCAGCUUCGUCAAUUGCUCUGACCGCAGAUUAAACUGCAUUACUGUGUCCGGUUAGAGAAUGCCUUUCCUGGUUGCAUUUUAUCAUGUUUUCUGUUUCAUCGGUAUUGGUCAUUGUCAUAUCAUUUUAAAAGUAAAAUUGAUUCUUGGAUCUCAGUUGCGUAAAAAUGGGGAAAGAAUCAUGCUAAAUGAGUAAAUGAAGAGUACAAAUGUGGGGUUUAAGCGAUUUUCAGAUUGACUGU
Messenger RNA from Hibiscus syriacus, 2640 nucleotides. Its product is annotated as protein NEDD1-like. The transcript is spliced from 10 exons. Gene Ontology annotation, cellular component: kinetochore microtubule. The coding region runs from base 53 to 2422 and encodes 789 amino acids. Lineage: Eukaryota; Viridiplantae; Streptophyta; Magnoliopsida; Malvales; Malvaceae. Gene Ontology annotation, molecular function: gamma-tubulin complex binding; protein binding. Gene Ontology annotation, biological process: regulation of phragmoplast microtubule organization; positive regulation of cytokinesis; cell plate assembly. The record is from RefSeq and is a predicted model, not a curated record.